GUAACGCGUGUGGUCGAAGAAUCAUACACGAAUACACCCGAAUCCUCUCGUUCUUCGUUCGACGACGAUGCUUCGGAAGCGACAAGAAAUGCUCUUUUAAAGAAAAUUGCACGUCACAAAUCUCAGAACGAGAUUGGUUCCGAGCUUCAACAAAGCUUGCGUCGAAUACGAAAUCUGCUGAAGCUUCCCAAGGCUCGUCGGUGGGUCAUAUGUGAGUUCUUUUACUCCGGUGUGGAUGAGCAGCUCUUUCUUGGCGACAACGAGUUUGGUCAAUUGAUUCGUGAGGCAUUCCCAAAUCUGAAGACCAUGCUUAUGAACAAGCAGGAAUGGCGUGUAAUACGACGCCUGCUAGGAAAACCGCGCCGUUGCUCGACAACGUUUUUCGAAGAGGAGCGACAAAUUUUGGAUCAAAGAAGAAGAAAAGUGCGCAGCAUAUACGAUGGUUCUUUCACAUCCACUGCAAAUUGUGAUUUGAGUGACAUGCCACCGAAUCUUCCUGCUCCUUUGGUCGUUGGUAUGAAGGUGUAUGCUAGACUACGAGCUCCUAAAGAUGGAAUUUACGGUGGUACCAUUGAUGCAUUGGUUUCUGGUGGAGGAGGAUACAGAAUUGUUUUCGACAAGGAGGACAUGAUUCCACCAGCGUUUGUACCCGACUAUGAAGUUAUGUACGAUGGGUCACUGGAACUACUCUCACUUUCUUACUUCCUGCAACAAAAUAGUGCUCGACUGCCCACUAUGAACUCAACUCGCACUGACGAAAAGGUUGGGAACUUUCCCGUGCGCAUGCUAGUUAUCUUGGUGAAAGUUGCCAAACUAUUGGAGAUCAAAAAGAAGCUCGUGAAAACGUUGACCGAAUUGAACAACGAAGCAGAGAAGGAAAGCAUCCUCACCGAUGUCUACACAGCUGUUUUUCAAGAACGAUACGCACGGACUGUUGUCGAUCUGGAGACGGUUAAUCGACAGGUUAACAUCUACUUAAAUGGCAUUCAAGAAUAUAACACUCAACUAUUACCGCAUCUCAGUGAGGUUAGCAUAAGUGCUCGCCCAGAGGCAUUGCGUCGGAUGUGCGCUUCUCAUGCCAAUCAAAUAGUGAAACAUUGCAACCAGAGUUUGAACGUUACUAAUCCUCAAGCCCUACGCCUCAUAACAGCGUUAACGUCACUUCUCCUUCAGAUUCGCUCGCUAGGACAACAGAAAAUGACUCCAGUGGAUCUCACUGCUCUAAACGACUCUAUCAACGAAAUCCAUCAAAUGAUCUCGCCAAAGAACUACAACUGCUUCCAAGAUCACGUAGAGGUGCACAUGAGACAAGUACACAACGUUAUGCUCAAAAGUGGAGCUAUUGUAACUUGA
Ostertagia ostertagi is the source of this 1353-nucleotide messenger RNA. NCBI's taxonomy places the organism in Eukaryota, Metazoa, Nematoda, Chromadorea, Rhabditida, Trichostrongylidae. The record is from the annotation of a GenBank genome assembly.